UGAAGCCCAAAAAUCAAAAUUACCAAACCAAAACCCUAACUUCCUCCUCAACGGUUCUGCCGCAGUGCCGCCGCCGUCCGUCUUGUCGGCGCCGUCCGUCUUGUCGGCGCCGUCCGUGGCUUCCUCUUUCCCUCUGUCCCGAACCCAAGCCCUCUCUUGUAGGCUAUAGCUCGGCACGUCGUCCCCAUCCUCCGGCUUCUCUGUUCGAGGCUUGGAGCAGCUUGCCGUCGUGUCGCCGCUCGCCGCUCGCCAUCGUGUCGCCGAUCGCCACUCGCCGUCCGUCUCUGCGUCGAAGUAGCUUAUAGGGAGUGAAAAUGGCAUGUUACCUCAAAGAGGAAUGUUGGCAACCCCAAGAAUGGCAAGCCUUAGGAGCUUGAUGAGGCUUGUCACCCUUCAUUAGCCCUUUUCAUGGAUGAGAUCAAGAUUGGAUGAAAUCAAUAACAACAUUAACAACAAGAGUUCUUUGCCUUCUGAUUCAAUGAUAAUUUGGUAUCUUGCCCUGGAAAUUUCUGGUUACAUUAUUGGCUGUUGCUGAUUUAUCAUGCUAUGAUGCUGAGCUUAGCUAUGAGUAGAUGAUUGAAUAUUUGUUAUUGAUUUGGUUAAUUCAAUGAAUUUUUUUUUGGUUUUUUGUGACUAUCUUAACGAGUUCAAUAGUGAUAUAUUGAAAGAUAUUGUUAAUAAUUAUGAAAUCAAAUGUUAAAUUAGAUUUUGGUUGAUGUAGUACUUUAUAUUUGGAAGACAUUAAAAUUUAUGUUACACUAUAAUUAUGUUUUAGAGUAUUUAUUUAUAAUUUAUUUAUUAUUUUAUUAUAAAACGGUUUUUUCGGUUAGACCACGGUUGAACUGGUUAGACCAGUAAACCAGUGAACCAGUAACUAGAACGGUUCGAUGACCGGUCUGGUUUUCAGAACCUUGCUGAGGACCCAUCCCAACCCUAACUCCCUUUCUCACCCGCCGCCUUCUCCAUCGCCGAACCACAUCCACCGCUGUCUCCCCUCCGCCGUCGCAUCUGCUCCAGUCGCUGUCUCUACUGCUCAAGCUCGUCGCAACACUUCUCGCGUCGCCGCUCGUCUCCUCUGUCUCGGCCCUCGUCUUCUCCUUGACGUCGCUAGAAGUCGUGCUCGGAGCUAUUGGCGUCGCAGUCUCCAUCGUGUCGUCGGCGGCCCUGAAAUCGUCGUCUCUGUCCUCUCGUCAAGCCUCUGUCUUCGAGCCCCUUUUCUCUCUGUCCGAGGUCACAUCCUUCCUCCCUCGCCGUCACUUCCCUUCCUCCCUCCAUGCCGUUACUCUACCAGUUCAUUGAUCGGUCCGGUUCUCGCAACUUUGAUGAAAACGAUAUGACAGAGAGAGAAAGAGAGAGAGAGAAAGAGAGAGGAGAAUGGCAAGAAUAAGCAAAGAGGCGAUGGGUCCAGUGGGGAAGAGGCUCUCGGAGGUUUUGGUUUGUUCUCUCUCGAAGCAUCCCUUGAGGUACUACCAGGAAACCAAUUCCCUAAUCAGUAAUGCCAUUCCUGUUUCCUUUCCUAUAAAAAACGGGAUCCCUUGCUUGGUUCCACAAGAUGGGAAGAUACUCGAGGAAGAAGAUGGCAAGGACACAACCACAACCACUCUCUCCCCCUUCAAUGCCUUCCACGCGAUCCUCCAGAGUGCGUGCCACACCACCCGCCACCUCCUCCAAAUUCAGGCACUCCUCACCACCACCGCCCUACUCCGCAACCCUCACAUUGCACGCACCCUUCUGAGUCGCGCCUCACACCUAUGCGACGUCGCUUACACCCUUUUAAUCUUCCAUCACUUCAACAACACCUUAGACACGUUUUGCGUCAACACAAUGAUCCAGGCUUAUUCUAACAGCCACGUUCCUCAUCAAGCUCUUGCUUUUCUCUUUAAUUCUUUGCAAAGUGGUUUCUUUCCCAACAGCUACACCUUUGUGCCCCUCAUUGGUUCCUGUGCCAAGAUGGGUUGCCUUCAAUCUGGGAGGAAGUGCCACAGUCAAGCCCUGAAGAAUGGGGUUGAUGGGGUGCUACCGGUUCAGAACUCUUUGAUUCACAUGUAUGGGUGCUGCGGUGAUGUUGGAGUUGCUAGGGUAGUGUUUGACACAAUGUUGAGCAGGGAUUUGGUUUCGUGGAACUCGAUCAUUGAUGGAUAUGUAACAGUUGGUGAAUUGAAUGCUGCAUAUGCACUCUUUGAUGAAAUGCCCGAGAGGAAUUUGAUUACUUGGAAUGUUAUGAUUGCUGGCCAUUUGAAGGCUAGGAACCCUGGCUUUGCCUUGAAGUUGUUCCGGGAGAUGGGUAGGUUGGGAUUGAAGGGUAAUGCUAGGACUAUGGUAUCUGUGAUUACGGCUUGUGGCCGGUCAGCUAGACUCAAGGAAGGAAGAUCAGUUCACGCGAGCAUCAUUAGGACGUUAGCAAGGUUGAGCUUGAUUAUUGAUACGGCUUUGAUCGACAUGUACUGCAAAUGCAAGAGGGUGGAUGUAGCACAUGUAGUGUUUGAGAGGAUGGCAAACAGGAAUUUGGUUUCCUGGAAUGCGAUGAUCUUGGGGCACUGCAUUCGUGGAAAUCCCGAAGAUGGACUAAACCUAUUUGAUUUAAUGGUUGGUAUGGAGAAGAUGAAGCAUGAGGUUGAACUUGAUAAGAUUAUAAGUGCAGACAGAAGUCUAGCUAGGUUAUCCCCUGACGAAGUAACCUUCAUUGGCAUUUUGUGUGCCUGCGCUCGUGCAGAGAAGUUGACUGCGGGCAGGUUUUACUUCAAGCAAAUGACUGAUGUGUUCAAUGUGAAGCCCAAUUUUGCUCAUUUUUGGUGCAUGGCGAAUCUUCUGGCGAACGUAGGGCUAGUUGAUGAGGCAGAAGAAUUCCUGAGGAACAUCAUAAAAUUUGAUGGAGAUAUGUCAUAUGAGUCAUUACUAUGGGCAAAUUUGCUCGGUUUCUGCCAUUUCAAAAGAGAUGUGGACUUGGGUGAGCGAAUUGCAAAACUGAUGAUUGACCUGGAUCCGAAGAACCUUGCCUGUUACCAGUUCCUCCUUGUCAUUUAUGUUGUGGCUGAUCAACGGGAAAAUGUUUCCAUGGUGAAAAAGCUGGCGAAGGAUAGGCUAGGGGUAAUACCUGGAAGCACUCUUGUAGACUUGAAAAAUAUUGUUCACAAUUUCAAGGUGUCAAAUAGAUGGAGAGAAGGAUUCGAAGCAGUCAAUAAGAUGAUGGAUGAACUAGCUCAUAGAUUAGGGUUGGAAAUUUUUGAGUCAGGCCAGCCACUAGUAGACCGAAGAGAAAAUAUUAGCUAGGAUGAAGAUGAGUGAUAAAGCAAACCGUUUGAACAAGUAGCGGUCUAUUUCACUUUUUUUUUUUCUUUCUUUUAGCUCCCUUGAUUCUUUUUUGAAAUUUUGCCUAGGUGAUAGUUUCUCUUGUUUCGGUUCUUCCCGAGUGCAUUUCUCUUUAGGCAUUCACUUGAAUACUAAUAGAUAAUUCCAGUUUUGGAUUGAGUUACUAUAUGUAUAACUCGAGCUUGUAAUCUGGUCAAGCACUGCAUACCAAUAUGGAUUUUUCUGCUAAGCUGUUACAGGAGGAUUAAUUAAUGAAAUGGAUUAGCCAAUGAUGCUAGAAUUACGAAUUUAUUCGAUGCGUUGGUACUUUAGUUGACUGUAGCCAUCAGAUGACUGAACUUGGGAGAUUGCAAUACCAAUGCAAGGUAUCGAAGUUCUGCACCGUCACAGAAGCAAACACAGAAACUUUGCUCGCGAUGCAAAUAGAACUAUUGGUAGAGACUAUUCAUCUGUUCAUGAAAACCGAAGCUCGAUUUUUUUGCAGUUACUCAACGUGGAUGGCUGUUGUUGGCGGUGUUGCAGAGAUAAUUUAUUUUUUAAGAGUUAGAAUAGUUACACAAAUCGUUGUGUUUAUGCAAAAUCAAUGAAACUGAAAAAGUGUUUUUUUAUUACGGUUAAUGAACUCAAAAUAGAUCUCAGAUUCAGUUUUA
This is a messenger RNA of Arachis stenosperma, 3959 nucleotides long. RefSeq names its product pentatricopeptide repeat-containing protein At3g51320-like. Gene Ontology annotation, molecular function: RNA binding; protein binding. Gene Ontology annotation, biological process: RNA modification. The coding region runs from base 1375 to 3270 and encodes 631 amino acids. The record is from RefSeq and is a predicted model, not a curated record. The transcript has 5 exons. NCBI's taxonomy places the organism in Eukaryota, Viridiplantae, Streptophyta, Magnoliopsida, Fabales, Fabaceae.